Molecule: messenger RNA, 693 nt
Organism: Engraulis encrasicolus (European anchovy)
Lineage: Eukaryota; Metazoa; Chordata; Actinopteri; Clupeiformes; Engraulidae
Gene: clec3bb
Product: C-type lectin domain family 3, member Bb
Exons: 3
Coding region: 5-613 (202 amino acids)
Molecular function (GO): signaling receptor activity
Source: RefSeq, a predicted model, not a curated record
UGCCAUGAUGGAGUCCAGAGCUGCCUCCUCUCUCCUGCUCCUGCUCGGAGUACUGCUCCUCACCCACCUCUCCAGCCAGCAGGUGCUCAGCAGGAGGAAGAUAUCCAAGAAAGUUGCCGCUGAGCCCCAGAAAGAUGAGGCCAUCAAGGACAUCCAGAAGCAGAUUGAUGACAUCAUGAAGGAGGUGAACCUUUUGAAGGAACAGCAGGCACUGCAGACAGUUUGCUUGAAGGGCACCAAGGUCCAGGGGAAAUGCUACCUGGCCGACCCGGUGAAGAAGCGCUACCACGCGGCCAGCGAGGACUGCAUCGCCAAGGGCGGCACGCUGACCACGCCCCUCUCCCUGGACGAGAACGACAAGCUGCAGGACUACGCGCGAGAGAGCAUCGGGCCCGACGAGCAGAUCUGGCUGGGCAUCAACGACAUGCUGACCGAGGGCGCCUGGGUGGACCAGACUGGCUCCGCCGUGCGCUACAAGAACUGGGACGCCGGCUUCAAGGGCAACGACGCGACCUUGAACUGCGCCGUGCUGUCCGGCUCCAGUUAUGGCAAGUGGCUGGACGAGAACUGCCGCCAGGAGAGGGCGUCGGUGUGCGAGUUUAAUAUAGUGUAGUUAGUUAACAUACUGUACAUGUCUUUAUAAAUGAAGAGUGCCUUAAUGCCUUUUUUUCACUGCCGGUUUUCUAGUAGGCC